Molecule: messenger RNA, 1492 nt
Organism: Trichomycterus rosablanca
Lineage: Eukaryota; Metazoa; Chordata; Actinopteri; Siluriformes; Trichomycteridae
Gene: cirbpa
Product: cold inducible RNA binding protein a
Exons: 7
Coding region: 98-697 (199 amino acids)
Biological process (GO): positive regulation of mRNA splicing, via spliceosome
Cellular component (GO): spliceosomal complex
Molecular function (GO): RNA binding
Source: RefSeq, a predicted model, not a curated record
CUCUUCCCAUCCCGCCAUAUUCUUCUCCACCCAGAAGGUCCGUCUGCCACAGCACAGCUUUUUUACUUAUUAUCUACACUUUUAAACAGAUUUCACCAUGUCUGAUGAAGGAAAGCUUUUUGUUGGCGGUCUCAGCUUUGACACAACCGAACAGUCCUUGGAAGAUGCCUUUUCCAAAUACGGAGUCAUCAGCAACGUCCAUGUUGCUAGAAACAGGGAAACCAACAGAUCCAGGGGUUUUGGCUUCGUCACCUUUGAGAAUCCCGAUGAUGCAAAGGAUGCCAUGGAGGGAAUGAAUGGAAAGUCCGUGGAUGGAAGGGCGAUCCGUGUGGACGAGGCAGGAAAGGGAGGCAGCGGACGUUCUGGAGGUGGAGGCAGCGGUGGAUUCAGAGGAAGUGGAAGAGGAGGUGGAUAUUUUAGAGGAGGGCGAGGUGGACCCAGAGGUGGUGGUGGAUAUGGCGGUGGAGAUAGAGGAUACGGCGGUGGAGACCGAGGAUACGGCGGUGGAGACAGAGGAUACGGCGGUGGUGACCGUAGUUAUGGUGGAGACAGGAGCUAUAGUGGUGGUGGAGGCUACAAGAGUGGUGGCUACUCCUCAGGAGGUGGUGGAGGAUACAACCGGGACAGAAGUUCUGGCUAUGGAGGUCGUGGGGGCUCUUACAGAGACAACUAUGAUGGCUAUGCUGCACAUGAAUAAGGCCCAAGACCAACUCAUCACUGGCUGUGUUUUCUAAAGACGUGCUCCUCAAGGAUCUGUUUAUUCAUGUAGUUUCUUUUUUUUUUAUGUCAAUGGGAUUGAAUGCGGGGGUAGGGAGCUUUUGUAUUAGCUGUGAAUUGUUUCACGGCUGCCCCAACAGUUGCUUUUUGUUGAAUAAUUAGUUUUGAACCUUCUUGGUCACAUAGUCUGCCCUGACCAGCUGUCACAGAAUGGCUAUUUUUUACUGCUUCAGCUACCUUAUUUCAGUUGUAUGGUUCUGCAUUCCCAUACUUUGGGUUGCCCUAUAUUUUAGUUAGUGGACAUCUACCUCUAAGGGGCAUUUAAGCAGCUGUGAUAUCUUAGUGGAGAGAGAAUAGAUACAAUGGCAACUGUAAGUCGAUGUAAAAUGGACCAACUGUUUAAUAAAUGAUAGAAAAACGCCUCUGUCAAGUAUACAAAAGGUAAAUUCCUUUCAGACUGGUGAACGCUGCUUAAGUCAGGUGGCCAGCAAUGGCGCUGUCGAAGUGCAGCUUGACAUGUUCAACCUUGCUCUUCCAGAGGUAUAUCUGCUCUGCUCGACAUUUUGCAUUUUUAAACUUGUGCUGCAAAGAUGGACCGACACUCAAUAUAUUUAGUAAUGUGGACAAAUUACCUGCUCUAAAACCUGUUACUACUAUUACUCCCCCCAAACUGGGAAGAAUGUGCUGUUCUUUGUACUUAUCCAUGAACCAAGAAUUUUUUUUUUUUUUUGUUGGCUUCACGGAGCCUAUUAAAUGAAACCAUUUGAAAAUCUGA